Messenger RNA from Oreochromis aureus, 5768 nucleotides. RefSeq lists its product as uncharacterized. The transcript has 15 exons. Lineage: Eukaryota; Metazoa; Chordata; Actinopteri; Cichliformes; Cichlidae. The record is from RefSeq and is a predicted model, not a curated record. Bases 426 to 4016 code for a protein of 1196 amino acids.
UCAACACAACACAACCGGAAUGUGCAACAUGGGUCUGCCUGCUCUUUUACGCCUGAGACCAUUCAUUUGCAGUGCGCCUGUAAACAGGACAAUAGUUUGAAGAGAAGUUAAUGAAAGGUAAUAAUGUGACUAUUUUGUUUUUAGUGUUUCACCCUGCAGUUUUUCAGAUUGUGUAACAAGCCAGGGAUUCACGAGAAUGGUGUUCCAUAAAAUGUAGUUUCACUUUGGACCCAACCUUCACCCUGUGGAAGAGAGACAUAGAGCACAGCAUCCUCUUGCAGAGACACCAACAGACAUAUCGGUCCACCAGCUGCCGGAUCAUCACAGAUUCUCCUGAACAACAGCCUUCAUCCUCCUCAUCCUCCACCAGACGUGCAGGAGAUAUAUGCGUUGUUCAUCCCUGCAGCUGAUUAGCUACCUACAACAUGCUCCACCCCCUGCUCAUCCUGACAGUUCUCAGCUCGCUGACAGCAGGUGAUUCCCAAAGUGUCAACCCGUGUAACACCUACACGGUGCUGAAUGAUGAGUGGCAUCCAGUAAAUAAGACAAACACAGGGAAUGAACACUGUGAUGUGUAUAUUCACGAGCAAGGCUGGUAUCGUCUGUUUCUGGGGAAUUCCAAUGCUCGUAUUCCUGAGAGGUGUGUAGAGCCACACAGUUGUGGAACUCAGUUGCCUCUGUGGAUAACAGAACCUCAUCCCACUCAGCCAGAUGAAACUGUAACUGUCAAAGUGUGUCUUAGUUGGUAUGGCAGCUGCUGCAUCCUUCCUCCACAAUCUAUCCAAGUCAAACUCUGCUAUGGAGGCUACUAUGUCUACAAACUGGCACAGUCUCCUGAAUGCAAAGUUGCGUACUGUGCAGAAAGUUACCCAGACGUGGAAACCAGCACAGUGCCCAGCGAGGUCCCCAGUGUGGAACCGAGUGUGGAACCCAGCGAGGUGCCCAGGGUGAUGCCGAGUGUGGAACCCAGUGUUGUUCCCAGCGUGAUGCCGAGUGUGGAACCCAGUGUUGUUCCCAGCGUGGUGCCGAGUGUGGAACCCAGUGAGGUGCCCAGCGUGGUGCCAAGUGUGGAACCGAGUGUAGAACCCAGCGUGAUGCAGAGUGCGCAACCCAGCAAGGUGCCCAGCGUGAUACCGAGUGUGGAAUCCAGCAUGCUGCCCAGUGAAGUCCCCAGUGUGGUGCCAAGUGUGCAACCCAGCGAGGUUCCCAGCGUGGUGCCGAGUGUGGAACCGAGUGUGGUGCCAAGUGUGGAACCCAGUGAGGUCACCUGCAGGUUCCCCAGUGUGGUGCCGAGUGUGGAACCCAGCGAGGUUCCCAGCAUGAUGCCGAGUGUGGAACCCAGUGUUGUUCCCAGCGUGGUGCCGAGUGUGGAACCCAGUGAGGUCCCCAGUGUGGUGCCGAGUGUGGAACCCAGCGUGGUGCCGAGUGUGGAACCCAGCGAGGUUCCCAGCAUGAUGCCGAGUGUGGAACCCAGUGUUGUUCCCAGCGUGGUGCCGAGUGUGGAACCCAGUGAGGUCCCCAGCGUGGUGCCGAGUGUGGAACCCAGUGAGGUCCCCAGUGUGGAACCGAGUGUGGUGCCCAGCAUGGUGCCGAGUGUGGAACCCAGUGUUGUUCCCAGCAUGAUGCCAAGUGUGGAACCCAGCGUGGUGCCGAGUGUGGAACCCAGCGUGAUGCCGAAUGUGCAACCCAGCGAUGUGUCGAGUGUGGAACCCAGCGAGGUGCCCAGCGUGAUGCCGAGUGUGGAACCCAGUGUUGUUCCCAGCGUGGUGCCGAGUGUGGAACCCAGUGUUGUUCCCAGCGUGGUGCCAAGUGUGGAACCCAGUGAGGUCACCUGCAGGUUCCCCAGUGUGGUGCCAGGUGUGGAACCCAGUGAGGUGCCAAGUGUGGAACCGAGUGUGGUGCCCAGCGAGGUGCCAAGUGUGGAACUGAGUGUUGUUCCCAGCGUGGUGCCGAGUGUGGAACCCAGUGAGGUGCCCAGCGUGGUGCCAAGUGUGGAACCGAGUGUGGUGCCCAGCGUGGUGCCAAGUGUGGAACCCAGCGUGGAACCCAGCGUGAUGCCGAGUGUGCAACCCAGCGUUGUGUCGAGUGUGGAACCUAGCGAGGUGCCCAGCGUGAUGCCGAGUGUGGAACUGAGUGUGGUGUCAAGUGUGGAACCCAGCGAGGUUCCCAGCAUGAUCCCAAGUGUGGAACCCAGCGAGGUUCCCAGCAUUAUACCGAGUGUGGUGCCGAGCGUGGAACCCAGUGUUGUGCCCAGUGUGGAACCCAGUUUGGUGCCGAGUGUGGAACCCAGUGUGGUGCCCAGCGAGGUGCCCAGCAUGAUGAACUCUGUCUGCACUGUGACUGGCCCCACUGUAAUUGAUUUCCACGGCCAGAUGAACUCCCUCCAGGAUCGUUGUGGGUACUGUCUGUUCUCCACUCCAUCAGUCCCAGACUUCCAUGUGCAGGGGAACUUCAGGGAACGGCAUCGUAAAGAUGUGAGCUUUUUGGACAGUGUGACACUGUGUCUGGGCGAGCCGGGCAUUCGCAUUCACCUGGAACAAGGUGGGAGAGUUCAGCUGGACGACUCCAUGCUUACCCUCAACAGCUUGCCUCAGUUGGAUCACGGUGUGCAGCUCUCUAAGGACCAAACUGGAGUCACCGCCAAGCUGUCGCUCUCCAACCUCACCAUCUCUGUCUUCUUUGAUGGCUACACCGCACAGAUCCACUUAGAAGGACCUGCUGGUUCAUCUGUGGAGGGUCUGUGUGGAAACUCCAGGUCUCUGAGGCUCCCUGAGUACAGCUCCACCAGCUGUGAGAUGCAGUACAGUGAGACUAUUGACAACACGAUCAACUGCACCAGUGUGACUGAACGCUGUAAUCUCCUGAAGAAGGCGCCCUUCUCCUCCUGUAACAGUGACAUUGACCCAGAGCCCUACAUAACCGCCUGCACCGACAUUUUGUGUAAAUAUCCUGCAGUGGACGGACUCAACUGUCAGUUCCUGAAGGCCUACGCCAGAGCCUGCAGUCUACACAACCACACUCUGGAUGGCUGGACAUCAAAGACCGGCUGCUCCUCUGAGGCUUUCUGUCAGGACUGGACCUGCAGCGAUCACGAGUUCUGUGGUGAGAAGACGGUCGGUGGUGACACUCGCUGCUUCUGUCGGGCCAUUUUUGCCUCAAAGUACCAAGCAAACAACUCUUUGGGUGACCCAACGGUCUGCAUGCAGGACUCUGCUUCAGUCACUCUGGUCGGUUGUCUCCUGGAGGACAAAGACAUCGACUACUCUGCCUUACACCUCAACGACCCGUCCUGCAGGGGUCAGGUGGACGAGCUCACCCACAUGGUGACCUUCAGCUUCAACAGCAGCAACAGCUGUGGGACGGAGGUCACGACCAACAACAGCCAAGUGAUCUACAAAAACACCAUCAUGACCCAGAACAGCUCCUCUGACAUCAUCACUCGUCAUGACCAAGUCUACAUCGACUUCUCCUGCGUCCAAACUCAGCCGGACAUCAAGACUGAGACCUUCAGGAUCAGAGACAGCUCUGUGAUCCAGCACAUCACAUCUGGAGUUUGGGAUUACACUCUGACCAUGCAGAGCUUCACCGACGCCGGCCGCACACAAGCUGUGGAGUCCAACACUGACGUGCAGCUGAACCAGAAGAUCUGGGUGGAGCUGAAGACUGACGGGCUGGAUGGAGACAUGGUUGUCAUGGUGACCGACUCCUGCUGGGGAACUGACCAGCCAUCACCCGACAGCACUCUGAGAUACAACCUGAUCAUAAACAGCUGUGCCAACCCUGCUGACCAGACUGUGCAGGUGGAGGAAAACGGACUGGGAACCUCCAACUACUUCUCCUUCAACAUGUUCGAGUUCACUGGGGGCUCUGGUGAAGUCUUCCUGCACUGCAAACUCCACCUGUGUCCCAAACAGAACAACUGUGUCCCGACUUGUCCUGGAGCUGCUCGCAGACGCAGAUCUGCCAGGUCCAAAUAUGAAGGUGAAGCAUUCAUCAGCAUGGCCUGGACUCAUUAGGUGGUUUCCAUGGUGACUCGGGCUGACUGAAAGACUGCCAACCUCCGUGAUGAUCCCUGAUUUUUGAUUGGUCCUGAUCAAGGCCCUUUAUGUGUGACAGGUUGAGCUCAGUGUUGCUGUGAACUCCCACAGCUGGAAUAAGCAGAUGAGUAGUGGAAGUGAAGACAGGACCAAACUGUUGUCUCUGACAGAUGAUGACUCUACACCUUAUAUUUACCUAGUUUUACUGGAAUCCUGGUGAAGGGAAGAGUGUCUGUUUUUGAUAUAUAACCAAAUAAAUAUAUUUGUAGUACAUCAACAAUUGUGAAACAAUUGCAAGUAUAGCUAGGUGGACGUCAGAACGUCCCAGGAGGCCUUUAGACUUUUAGGCUGUCAAAUGCUGGAUUAGAGUCAACCCUAACGACUUGUUUGACUUGUGAAGUCCUAAAUACAAACACAUCUGCGUUCACAGGUCUCAUACAUCCACAAGCAGUAACGCCUUCAACCACAGAAGGACUUUUACUUUUCAAGUUGUUAUACUUGAAGAUUUGUUGGGCAUAACGAUGUCAAAUUAUUCAGCAUUUGACAGGAAAAUAAAAGGAUUGGAGGAGAUUUUGACAAAACAUAUAGUUGUAGACAAAAAUUGCUGGUGAAUAAUUUAAAGGGGAUGGUAUAAUUAGUUCACUUUUGGAUUUCAGGGUGUCUUUUUGGUUUCUUUUUUUGAUUGUAUGUGUUUUUGCCUUUAAGUAAUCAUUAAAGUAAUCUAAAUACAGGAUGAUGCAAGAGGCUACAGAGGUGUGAGCUUCUCAAAAAUUCAGAUUUAGUUAUUAAAAAUAUCACUGGACACAGAACAAAGUGACACCAAAGUAUCCAACACGAUCAACAUUCACCUGAAUCUGAGACCACAGCACAACUUUGAAAUGCUUGCAUUCUUUGUGUUUUCUGUGAGUGUUGUGGAGACAGUAGCGCUGGUCACAUUUUUGCUGAUGAGCUGCUCUGUCUCCUUCAUUGCUUUGUUUCUUGUUCCCAUAUAAAAAAAUAAAUAAAUAAAGGAUGAGAGUGUUAAAAGCUACUGAAGGACUUUGAAGUGUACAUAAAUCUUCAUGCUACCGAGCCAGAUCUUUCUAUUACAGCUUAUUUCCCAAUGAAUAAUUAUUUCCUGUUAGAGGAUGACUUGAUGAUAUAAGAGAAAGAUUACAUGCUCACAUAACAUCCUUCAUCCAGAACAGCCAGUCAGCAGUUGAGCGGGUACACCACAACAUGUUUAAAUGCAUUAAAAAAAAAAAAAAACAGAAAAAAAAGGAAAAAGAAAAGAUUUUUCCAGCUCAGCAGACAUAGCAGUGAUUUUAAGGGGAAACAAACCAAACAAAACCCUGAAAUACACAAAGUCAGAUUUUAUUUAUUCAAAUUCUGAAUCUUUAAGGAAAAUGUGACUGGUAUUAGCUGAAUUAUACCAGUCAAAUACAUUUCAUUUUACUUGAGUCCAGUAAACAUUUUACAUUUUAACAAAAUUACACAGGUAAUUUAGAUGUAAUUAAAUUAGUUAAUAUAAAGUAGUUAAUUUUGGGUAUAAAGUCUUUUUGAGUGGGUGCUACCAGAUGACUUUCUACAACAUGAGGAAAGCAAAGCAUUGUGUGGUAGGAGUGUGGUCUCUGCACUGAAAAAAUGGGAAUUGGCAGGCUUUUGAAUUUGCACAAAUGAAUUUAGUUAAUGCUACACAAGCCUUUCAUGUUUCUCUUAUUUACAUGAUUGAAUAAAGUACCAUUUACUUGA